Tetrahymena thermophila SB210 is the source of this 2112-nucleotide messenger RNA. RefSeq lists its product as hypothetical. NCBI's taxonomy places the organism in Eukaryota, Ciliophora, Oligohymenophorea, Hymenostomatida, Tetrahymenidae. The transcript has 6 exons. The record is from RefSeq and is a predicted model, not a curated record.
UUUAAUUAAUUUUUGUAUUCACACAUUAAACAAAAAUAAUUAUUUCACACAUAAAUACUAAUGAAGAGCUAGGUCAAAAAGGCAAAAAAGCUUUAGAAAAGAUGUGAAAAUAUAAAUAAACUCUUUUAAGAUGUAGAAAUCAAGUAUAAUUAUUGCAAUUUAAAAGCUUAUGCAAGAAAAAUGCUACAGCCAAUGCUAAAUUAGCAAUAAGAGUUUGUUAAGCAAAAACAUCAAAGAGUUUAUGGAGCUACUAAAAUUAUAAAUCUUCCUUGGUAAACACAAGAAUUAUCUAACGAGGAUUCUAAUUCAGCCAGUUUAGAAAACUCUUUUUCAAACUAGCAAGAAUAGCAAAUUGAUGAUACAAAAUAAAAAAUUAAGAGGGCUUUCAAAAAAAGAUUGAAUUAUUCUCUUAAUGAAGUUAUUUAAAAGGAAGAGAUUCUUCAAAGCUAGAAGCAAUAAAUAUAAAUAGAUGAAUAAUUUGAAGAAGAAGAGGAAGAUUUUAAAACAAAUCUACUUGAAGAGUGCAGUGGAUGUUCUAUGAAGCAAUCAACCAAAGAAGUUUAAUAGAAGGUUACCUUUUAUGAAAAGAAUGUCAAAAAAGACUUAAAGACACUUCCGAAGCUGAUUGAAGAGAAUCUAUUAGUUUAAAGGAUUACAUCUCUAAAUCUUUUAACUUAAGAACUGAAAAAAGCCAGAGGAGAAAGUUAGUAAAGAAUAUAAAGAUAUUUAAUAGAAGACUACAUAGACUACUUAAAGAGAAAAUAGGAUGAGGAUUAAGAAAAUAGCUUUGGCAUCACUAAUAACUAAACAAUUGAAAAUACAAAAUAAUAAACUCAAUAUUAAAGAAUUUUACCAGAAAUUUUCAAAUAGAAAGAAAGCCCUUAAAAAUCAAAUAAACCAUCCACUUCAAAUAAAAGUACAAAGAAUAAAAAACACUUUAUUGAUGUUGAUAAUGAAGAUAAUCCUUUUUAAGAAUAUUUUUUAUCUAAAAUCCCUAAAUAGCAAUCUUAAAAUUCUAAAUAUAACUCAAACAUAAAAAACAAAGAAGCUGAUGAAAAUCCUUAAGACUUUCAUAAAAAAACUAAUAAAACUUAGUAAGAAGAAAAUUAAAAUACAGCCAAUAAUGACAAAGAUGAAACAACUGUCAUUUCUCAUAAAGCAAGCUAUCAUCAUCAUCAACACCAACAAUAACAACAAUAAUAAUAACUUUAACAGCAACAAUAGUAAAACAAUAGUAUAGAAAUAUAUGGAUUGAAUCAAAAUAAUAGUGAUAUCUAAAAUUAGAAGUUUGAAAUUUAUAAAAAAUAAUAUGAAAAUGAUCCUUAAUAAAGCUAAUAAAAAAGGGUUUUUAAUUUUGAUCGCAUGAAUUAAAUUUUUUAGCUAAAAAGAGUGAUUAAUCCAAUAAAAUUUAACUCAAAAGCUGCGGAUGCUGAAAAAAAUAAGCAAGAAUUGUCAUUAAUCAAUUAAAAAUAUAAAUAAGAUGCUAAGUUAUACCAGUAAAAGUCUUUGUCUCAUAACAGUUCUUAAUAAAAUUUACUUGUUGGGAGCACAGCAAAUAACUCAUAUAUUUCAAAUUUAAGUAGAGAUCAAAUCAAAUCCAAUAGCAACUCUUACAAUUCAAAUAGCCAAUUUUUAUGGUCGAAAAGGAGGGAUUUUGUUGAUUCAAAAGGAGGAGCUUUUGGAUUGCUUAAUUAAUCAGCAUUAAAUUUGAAUAAAUCAAGCAUAAUUUAAAAGAAAUUUAACUUGCCUAAAGAGUUUCCUGUGCCAGACUUUGUCAAAAAAAUAAAAAAUUUGAUAAUAGAGGUGGAAUAAUUAGGAGAUAACCCAUUAACAGGUGACUAAACAAUUGAAUUAGCAAAUAUUCUCUCUCUUAUUUCUAUGCAAAAAGAAGCAAUUAAUUGUACUGGAAAAACGGUAACAGAUUAUUAAUUUAAUAUGCAGAAAGAGCACUUUAUAGUCCCUCAAAAAUCAAGAGAAAAUCAACUAAAUGUAAACUCAAACUCUUCUCCUGUAUAUGGGUCAAUAGCUAUGCUCGAUAAAAUAUAUUAAAUAAAUCUUCCUAGUAUUUACAUUCUUCAAGGACCUGGAAAGGAUUUAGACAAAAUCAAAUGA